Talaromyces rugulosus is the source of this 2721-nucleotide messenger RNA. RefSeq lists its product as uncharacterized. The transcript has a single exon. The record is from RefSeq and is a predicted model, not a curated record. The coding region runs from base 1 to 2721 and encodes 906 amino acids. NCBI's taxonomy places the organism in Eukaryota, Fungi, Ascomycota, Eurotiomycetes, Eurotiales, Trichocomaceae.
AUGACUCUCUUCCAUCCUUCUUUGGAAGAGAAGAAGGAAAAGGCUCUUCGGAAAGCGAAGAAGAACCUCAAAAAGCAAUAUGACGGCGGCAAGCACAAAGUGCCGUUUGGGCGAAAAUUUGAGCGCCCUAGAAUGGACGACCGGCAGCGUGAAAUUCGCAUGAUAGAAUUAGAAGAUGGCAAAGGCAACUACCGCAAGAGGGUUUACCGCAAUCCUCUCGGAGAGAAGACUAGCAAACACCCCGACUUGGACACAUACUACAGUACAACAAGGGAAAUACCCCGUCGACUGGUCGUGCAAGCAACCGAGGCCGCCAUGAAUGAGGCCAGGAACGACCCACAUCCACGCUACUGGCGUCAGACUAAAAUCAAUGGGAGGGCUCCUUUUCUUAUUCGGCUGGCUGAGUUCUGCUGGAACCCUCUGGGGCUUCUAGAGGCUGACGAGAUCGAAGAAAGCGAUGACGACGACGACGACGACGACAAUAUCUAUGGCAAGAAAAAGUCCGAAGAGAAGAAGCCUGUCGCUAUAAGGCACCUGUGCAUGCGCAUUCUGAACUGGAUAACAUCGGCUUUCUGUAUUCUGAGUUUCGCAUGGAUUAUUCAGUUCGUGCUCGCCGCCCAAAUUGCCGCUACUCCUUGGAGCGACGACGAUUCAGCGGAUCCCUACAAGGAAUACGACAAUGUACACUGGUCUUGGCCUCAACAUGCGAUCAACCGCCUGGACCAAGCCCCAGACAAUCCAGAGCACCAGUCGGAAAUCGGCCGGCUCUCCAUUCCUCGCUUGCUCCGGGUAAAAACCUCAGGAAAGUGGAAGACCAAGGAGACUCGGUAUCUUCACGAUAAGGCAACAAGAAUGCUGCCAGAGUACGUUUUGUUGAGUUUCUCGCGGGCAAAUUUCCCCGGCAGGAGUGUCGCCUUUUUUGAAGAAUACUUCGAUCGGGUGGCCGACACUAUUCUCGCCCAAGAGAACAAAAAACGGGAGAUAGAAGGGAAGCAUCGAAUAGAAGCAUACUGGGUAGACACGCACUGUGUAUCCAAAGAAACUGAACAGAAGACAACUGAAGACAUCAAUACCAUCUGCGACGCUGUAAGGUGUGCGAAGAAGGUCUACAUAGUGCUGCCCGCUAUCAACACGUAUGAAUUGGAGACUUGGGGACAGCGAAUCUGGACGAUGCCAGAAGUCCUUCUGGCUGUGGGCAAAAUCGCAUACUGUACUUGUUCGCCAGAUGUGGAAGAAACGGGCGAGCUGAACUCUGAGAUACACGAUGUGGAUCUGAACGAAUUUUAUGACAGCUUUUGGCAUGAUACACGGCCAACAGAAAAGGAUGAUGAAGACGUCGUAGGCCUGCUUGUUAAACACUAUAGCGGUUCUCUCAAGCUGACCGACUUACAAUUGUUCACUUGUGCUGUCCAAGCCCUAGCUCGCAGAUUUACCUCAGAGCGGGGGAAGGAAAAUCCCAAGACAAUUGAGGGAUACACGACGACAGACGUGGCAUAUGCUGCUAUGGGCCUCAUGGCCUACCGAAUCACCCCCAACAAGGCCGACGACAACUUCCAAGCCAUCGCACGUCUGUCCUUGGUGAAUGAUAGCAACUUACUGCUCGAGCGUCUCGUUUCUCUUUGGCCGCAUCAAACAGGCGAGACCACGGAACAAAAAAACCUCGUGAUUGACAAAAACGCGGCGGGGAGUGUGGAUAUUAUGCGCAACAUCGCGAACCGCGAUCAAUAUUCGACGUACCUGUGGGAUAUUCACCCUUUGUGUAAUGUGGUGGGUAUUGCCGACGAAAAGUAUACGCCCGCAGUCAUCCUGGACCAGUGCCGUGCCAUUCCUAUUCGGUGGAAGGGAUUCCCAAAAAUGAAAUACGUGCAAGACUUUAACAAAUUGGGAGCUACCUUGUCGCAAACCAUUGUCUUCUGGGGUAGUUCUUUGGUGGCUCUUGGAUUUGCUCUCUUCACCUCGGCCCUUUCACUCGAGUUCUCACUCCUCCCAUAUAAAAACUACAACAACAACAAUAGCAACAACGCGCAGAUUCCCAGCGUGAAGAUGUACCUGGUGGGCUCGGCAGUCUUCUUCGGAUGUGCCUGGGUGAUCUCCUGGCUUAGCCCACGGGCAGUACGACAGCUCUGCCACAGCGGGUCUGCUGGCAUAUCAUGUCAUCUUGUCGGAUUUGAAGGUAUCCAGUCAUUGCAUGAUAUCGAGACGAGCAUCUUUGGAAAUUGCGAUGGCCGUUUUUCUUAUGCUCCUUCAUCUAAUUUAUUUUCCGAACCGUUGCGUGCCAAGCAUAUUCGAAUGGGAAAGGAGCCCAAAGAAGGGGUAGAUGAGUUGAAAAGGAUAGCCAAGUCACUUUGCAAGUCGCCUCGAGAUCGCCUUUUCACCAUUGUGGACACGGGAGAUUUGACUGUGACCGUGAUCGCCGCUGAGCGUCCGCCAGUCGUAGCCUUGAUCUGUGGCCGUGAGGGAGGCAUGCUGCGUGCGCUAUUGUGCAGCUGGCGCUUCGACAACAACUGCCUGUAUCGCGAGUCUGUGGUGCGAAUGCGCAGCUCGCUCGAAGACCAGACCACGCCGAUGGACUGGCUGAAGGUGAGCUUGGCUAGCCAGGGCGAUGUCAGCCGAGAGAUUGUUAAACACCGCAUCGACGAGAAGCGGAAACAGUAUUCUGGGCCUUCGCCGCAAAUUCCCCUAUCAACAGUGAAACCGCACGUAUCCAUUAAUGGGUUGUAA